AUGUUUUUGAUUGGGUGACACGCUUCGGGACGUGGCAUUUCUUUCCUCACAAGUCUACCAAUCAGCUGGUUGAUUACAAUUCGGAUAGGCGUGUCUUUUGCGUUUACGCGUAUACCUUUAAUUUUAGCGUUAGAGGUACACAUUCAUACGCGUCGUCGUAAUCGUAGAGAAGUGAGGUUAGAUCAUAUGUGAUAGUUGCACCGUGUUUACAGACCAAAUCUGGAACAGAUUAUACAUUUUCCUGAUAAACCAUCGUCGCUUGCAAGUUGUACUCCAGAAAUUGGUUUCCGUACUUUCGAAGACGUGGUGAGUCUUGUAAGUCGAACAUCAGUGUAAGGAGGAAGCUGACAAGGGAGAAAAAGGCUAUCCCCAGCUGAUAGUUAAAACAAUACAUUUCACAGUACAACACUGAAGUUAAUAUAGCCAAUCAGGAGCCAAAAAUGGAUUUAUACUCCGCUGCUAUAUGUUUUGGUGUGGCAAUCGUGUCUGCAAUAGUUGUGUAUGUAGUGACUGUUUUCACAAUGAAAGAAAAAACCUAUGAAGAGGCAAUAGCAGAACAGAGAAAUAUGCCAGAAGAGAAACUGCUUUUGGGCGGUAGUACCAAAGACAAAAACAAAGAGAAAAAGCUAAAGAAAGCUGUUAAAAAGGUAAAAGAAAAAACUGCUGAACGGGAGAAGACUGCACAUUCUGAAGCCCAGAUAAAAUGUUCUUCGCCAUCUCAGAAAGUACACGUCGAAUUUGGGAAGCCAGAAGCCGAAGUACUAAACGAGGAGGUAACGCAGGAUGAUAGUAAAAAGAAGAAAAAGGUGAAAGUGAAACCAAUAUUACUGAAUAAGACUGAGCCUACAGUCGUAGCUGAUGCAACUGUAGAACCAGUCACUCAAAAUCAUUUUGAAGAAAUUCUUCCAAAAGAUGAUCUCCUGCUUAAACUCAAAGGAAGUCGAGAAGAUUUGAGAGAGAGUGCAGAGAAGAAAAAUUUACCACAUGGGCGUGAAUCCGCUAGUGGAGAGACUUCAAAAGUAACAGCAGUGUCGGUAAAGGCUGUCACAACAGGAAAUGGUGGUAAACUUAGGUCUCAGGGAGCAGAAAAGAAAAAACAUGACAACAGUGUGACUGACUCAAAAGAUGGCAGUGAACAGAAUAAAUCGAAUAAAGCAUCACCAUCAAAGUUGGAAAAGGCAAGUGAAAAAGCACCUAUUAAAAUGGAAGAAAAGAAACAAGUAACAAAAUCUGAAAAGCAGGUUGUCAAAAAUGAAAAAGCCAUAAACCGAAAUGAUGAUAAACCAAAGCAAAACAAAAUUGAAGAAUCAGGUGACAAAGGAAGCAAAGCAGUUGUAAAUGAUUCAAAGGUAUCGUCAGUUAAUGAGAAACAACAAUCAAACAAACUGGAGAUAAAAACACUUCCUACUGUAAAGACAGAGGACAAGCAGUCACAUGCAAAUAAAUUAGAGAAAGAGACAGAUAUUAAAGAAGCUUCCCUCAGAAAUGAAAAAGUAGGAACUCAAGUCACUCAGCCAGAGAUACCUGCUCCUCCUGUUGGCACUCCAGCUGCCAGAAAGAAGAAAAAGAGUGAGUUGGCAACAUUGCAACAGAUGAAUGGGGAAAAUGAAACUGUAAAUGUUAGUCUUCUGAUGUCAUUGUUACGUAAAGCAGAGCUGUCAAGGACUGAAGUUCAAGGAAUGAUUGAACUGCUCCUCAACAAACAAGGUUCAGGUGCUGCAAGCUCGGAAUGGAUUGAGGGAAGGCAAGAUCCUGUAGUCAAAUUGAAAAAACAGCUAGCAGAGAAGGAAAAAGCGCUUGCUGAGGAGCAGGAGGCUUCCUUAGCAUUCCAGAAUAAACUUAAGGAGGUGCGUUCUGAAUAUAAUGCAGAACGUUCACGACUUAACCACAGCUGCAGGCAGCUGGAGGAGGCUUUGGUAGCCAAGCAGAAUGAGUCCCAGGCACUAGCUGCACGUUUGCAGCACACACACGAUACUGCUGUUGCAGAAAAGCAGCAGAUGUCGCAACAACUCCAGCAGCUACAGUCGAAGUUAAACGAGGAGCGAUUAACAGUGAGAAAGCUGCAGGAAGAACAAGCAAAGUCUCAAAGUGUACAGGAUCAAUUACUGAAUCAGCAUCAGCAGUACGAAAUGCACAUCAGCCGUUUGACAGAGCAGCAACAAGAGUCUGAAACAGCCUACAAAUCACAGAUUGCACAGCUCCAUGCGCAGCUGCAGGAGGCAGCAAAUGUUAAUGCAGAGUUUCAGGCUCAGCAUGAAGAAAAAAUUGCUGAAAAUAAGAUGCUUAUGGAUAGGAUAGCAUGUUCUGAAGGACAAGUACUUCACCUCGAACAGCAGCUGGCCCAUUUCAAAGAGGCAGCUGAUCAUUCUCAAGAGAUCAGUUGCCAGCUUGAGGAAACCAGAGUAAUCAAUGCUGAAUUGGAACGUCGUCUCCAGCAUGCACAACAGCGAGAAGUAGAGUUGCAGUAUGAAAACAAUAAAGCGAAGGAGAGUUAUGAGUCUCUAAACACCAAAUAUGCAUCACUCAUGGAAAUCAGCAAUGAAGUAAACAAAUUAAGAAGUGAGAAUGAAAAACUUGCAGAGCAGCUGGUAUCACUGAAUGAUGCAAGGCUUGAAGCCCAGAGGUUACAAGAAGAAAAUGGUGUUUUGCAGACUCAGCUUUCAAAUUUCGUGGCGCUGCAGAAAGAAGUAGAACAGCUCAGAGAGGAAAAUGAGUCACUUGCAGCACAUGUGACUGCCAUGACAGAAAGACCAGCUGCCGAAGGUCGGGAAAACGGUGAUAAUGGCUACAUUGAAGAGAAGCAGUCUGUGAGCAAAGCUGAAGAGCUAAAUAAAGAACCAGAAUCAUACCAAAACAUAGAACUCAUUAAAUUGAGCAGUGAAUUAAAAGAAAAAACUUCACUUCUGGAAAAGUUAAAUCUAGAAAUUAUUAAUUUUAAAACAGAUGUUAGUAGACUGAAAGAUGAAUUAGAACAUCAAAGAAGUAAAAAUGAUGAGUUACGAAAAAAGAACUGGAAAGCAAUGGAAGCCCUCUCAGCAAUGGAAAAAUCCCUGCAAUCGAAAGUGAAAGACUCACAAAAUCUAGACAAUGAAAUGGCCUCUGAGAUACGUCUGCAGCAGCAAACAACGACUAGGUUGCUUCUCCAACGAAUUUUUCCCAGCAUAAAAAUAGAUGGUGAUGAGGUGCAUGAGAAAUGGGUAGAAAAGUUUGAAAAGGAAGCACACAAUCUUAUUUCCAAAUUACAGUCACAAAAGCAAGAUCUAGGUCCCGAUUUUGGAUCGAGGAACCAUUCAUCGAUGUUCAUAGAAUUAGAAAAACAAAACUCACAAUUGACAGCCCUUGUGUCUCAUUACAAGAACAUAAUUGACGAUACAGAAGGAAUGCUUAACAAACUUCAAAAGCAUGUAGAACAAGAAGAAGCACGAUGGAGACAGCAGAUUCAGCAGAAAGAAACUGAAUUGGACCAACUUCGUGAAGAACGAGAUAGGUUACUAGCAUUCAAGGAAAAUGCUUCCGGACCAGAAGAGGCUGCACGUGAGGUAUGUGGCGUGGAGUUUGCCUUUAGCUGUAUUGAAAAAUCUCUUCCAGUGAUCAUUAGUGAGUAUGCAGUCUCAGCGAUCUCUCUUCUGAUGCAGACAAAGUUAAAGGAUUUCCAAGAGAAACUGGAAAAGGAGCAAGAAGAAAAGCUAAAACUAAGCUCAGCACUGGAUGCAGCAUACAGUGAUUACAAUAGCUUACAUACCGCUCUUCAGGAAACUGAACAUUUAAAAGCAGCAGUAGAAAAAUUGGAACAGGAAAAAUCUUGGCUUGAAACUGAACUAGAAGCUGAAAGACAGAGACGAGAAGAACUGUCGAGAGAGUUACUUGAUGCAAGAAGUUUAUCAAAGACUGCAAAGGAUUUCUCAUUUCAUGAACAUGAAAUUGUAGCAGAUCUUCAACAGAAGACGGAGAAACUUAAUGGAAUUAGUGAAAAAUAUUCUUCAUCAAGUAAUGGACCAGCAAGUGAUACUGUGUCUACUGAGACACUAACCACAAAUUCUCAGCCUUUACCUGAACACAAAGAACGAAAACUGAAGAGUAAAAGGAAGAAGGGUGGAUCAGGGAGAAAAUAGUAAUCACUUGUGCAAGACCCACAAGGGAAAAAAGUUCCACACAAGACUUAUGAACCUGAAUUGAUAUUACAUUAAGAAGUUUGUGUAUAUGAUUCGAUUAAAUUUGUACAUGAUCACAAAUAAGAACAUUUAUACAACUGUAUGGGAGUGGUUGUAGUGUUUACAAAGGUGCUUAAAUUUAUACAGAAAUUGAAUAAUGUAAUUUUUAAUCCAUGUUCUAUAUAUUAACAUUGUUGAAGAUUACCUUCAAUGACUGGAUACUAUUGACCAUAAUGUGAUGAGGUAGUUUAUUCCUGCUUCAAUAUAAUUUUCAACUGACAUGUAUAUUUCUUAGUGCUAUAAAUGUACUUACUCCAGAAUAUCAUUCCUUUCCCUUUUUAAGUACAGACAAGUUACUGGAACUGACCAUACUACUGUUUGUAAGAGAAUAUAAUUGUUCUAUUGUGUAUGUUGUGUUUUAUGUAUAUUUUUUUUAAAAAUCUUUAUGAUAUAGUUUUGUUUUAAUAUUGAUACCUCAACAUUGUGCUCCUUUGUCCAGAAAUAAGUGAGAUAUUUAUAUAAGAUUUGGUUUGAUUUCCUACCAGUUUUUCAGAUCAUAUUUUUAAAGUCAGAAAGUAAUAUGAGAUCACUGGAAUGUGAUGUACCACAUUAAUGUGAAAGUAAAGCAAUUUUUGAAUUU
This is a messenger RNA of Schistocerca cancellata (South American locust), 4791 nucleotides long. RefSeq names its product kinectin (gene alt). The transcript is spliced from 21 exons. The record is from RefSeq and is a predicted model, not a curated record. Bases 441 to 4112 code for a protein of 1223 amino acids. Gene Ontology annotation, cellular component: endoplasmic reticulum membrane. Lineage: Eukaryota; Metazoa; Arthropoda; Insecta; Orthoptera; Acrididae.